Sodiomyces alkalinus F11 is the source of this 763-nucleotide messenger RNA. RefSeq lists its product as hypothetical. NCBI's taxonomy places the organism in Eukaryota, Fungi, Ascomycota, Sordariomycetes, Glomerellales, Plectosphaerellaceae. The transcript has a single exon. The coding region runs from base 283 to 534 and encodes 83 amino acids. The record is from RefSeq and is a predicted model, not a curated record.
AGAACAAGAAAAGGAGGGAAGGAAAAGACAGAAGAAGUCUUCAGGGGGAGCCAAUGCUUACGAUGCACAUGACCUGUACGUUUCUUCAUUUCUUUCGCUUAUGGUCAAGUUUAUUUCCUUCACUGAUUUCGAACUUUCAGUACCUCUCCCUAUGCUCUUGCUAACCUUCUCUUCCGCGGCAUCCUAGUCCAACAUGAUGUGCGAGCCCAUAUCUUCAUGUCUAACCUGACUACACAAUGACAUAUAAACACGAGAAGGAUAGAGGAAUAAGGCGUGUACGACAUGACUCGUCGUUUCAGGAAGCAUUUCUUUACUUUUUUCUUCUUUUCUUUUCUCAGCCUCUCAGUCUCCAGUACACAUCUCGCAUUUCUCCUUGUCCAUCGUUGUUCUGCAUCCUCUGGUUACUUCUGCUCCACUCCCGAGUACGACGUCGACGGAAAAUUCCGACAAGGCAGCUACCCUUCGACUAGCCGUAUGAGAGAUCGGACCGGAAGGGGCACUUCGGGAUAUUUUGCUUGGUGUGUAGGGAAGUGAGUAAGGCCUGGGGGCGGGACGGCGACAGGCAUGCAAGGUUAAUAUGACAAUAUCAAUGUCACGUUCGGAAGCCCGCAUAUGGGGGGGACGUCUAUGGCAGAGGCGACAUGUUCUUCAUCUCAUUUUUAGACUAGGAACGGCAACGGCAUCAUCCGUCAUCCUUCAACUCACCACCGCUAGUAUUUACGAGGGGUUGCCAAGGCGUUAAAUAGACACACAUACACACACA